AUGCGUGUACUCGUCGCGCCUUUACGCCAGGCCAUCUGCCGCCGUCCCUUCUCUUACUCGGUCAGCCAUGCCUCGACUCCUACCUCGGUGCCUCGUGUCGCCUCGGUCUGGCAAUCCGUCAUUCCCAAGGCCUUCAGAAGACCCGAUGACCCCGUCUCAGUCGCCGAACGUCAAAAAGCCCAAGCUAUGAAGUCUAAGGACUGGAAUCCUGCCACUUUCUUCAUUGUCAUCGCGCUUCUGAUCGGCUCCAACGCCAUCCAGAUGAUCGCUCUGAGGAACGAACGUCAAGGUUUCACACGCAAGACGGAAGCGAAGAUCGCUCUGCUCAGGGAGACCAUCGACCGUGUGCACCGUGGAGAAGAGGUUGAUGUGGAACGCGUCCUGGGCACUGGUGAUCCGGAAAAGGAGCAAGAAUGGGAACAAGUCAUGCAAGAACUCGAGUCGGACAACAUCCUGUGGAAGAAGAAGAGCCCACAGACUCAACAGCAGGACGAAGCUCAAGCUCAAACUCAACAAGCCGCCAACGAAACUCCCAAGAUGGUCUCACAAGCUCCCACAUCGGAGCCUGCACCUGCUGCUCGACGACCUGGUUUCUUCUAA
Molecule: messenger RNA, 600 nt
Organism: Aureobasidium uvarum
Lineage: Eukaryota; Fungi; Ascomycota; Dothideomycetes; Dothideales; Saccotheciaceae
Source: the annotation of a GenBank genome assembly